This is a messenger RNA of Cephus cinctus (wheat stem sawfly), 874 nucleotides long. RefSeq lists its product as uncharacterized. Bases 293 to 778 code for a protein of 161 amino acids. The transcript is spliced from 4 exons. The record is from RefSeq and is a predicted model, not a curated record. Lineage: Eukaryota; Metazoa; Arthropoda; Insecta; Hymenoptera; Cephidae.
UUUUCUAACGGAUAUGCCUGUGGAUAUGAACUUGUUGGGAUUACAGUGAAAAAAUUGACCGUUUGCACUGCAGAGUCUCUACAAAAUUGUUUAAAAAGCUUCACGACAAAAUUAUACUAUAGUCCUAAGAAUAUGGUGAACAAAUUUGAAAGGCACUAUAGUGCCAGCAAGAAACAGGCCUAUUUUUUUUUUGCAUUAUACACACAUUUAGACGAGAUAAAAGAAUUUAAUCUGAUUUUGCGGUGAUACUUUGUUCAAAUUUUGAAGAUACAAUCAUAUCUUAUCAAAAUGUAUGAUCCGCAUAAUGACAGACGUGGUUCUUGCUGGCACUACAGUGCCUUUCACAAUUGUUGAGAAAGUAUCAGCGCAAAAGCAGACUCUAUAUUCUUGUAUCUCGUCUAAAUAUAUAAUACACAUAAAGACAGCGGUGUUUCUUGCUGGCAGAGUGGCAAACCGUUUGUGCUUUACGAAUUCAAAUGUGCUAGUAGCUUUCUUCGGUUAUAGACGGCAUGUUUUGCCACUCACUGUCCCCUGUAAGAAAGCUUUUUGCUGUUAUUUCUACACGAGAGCAAUAGAGUCCAAUAAUGGGGAUAUUAAGACAACAAAAUUUUUUAAGGGCGAUCCUGCACUUUUGAAAUUACCAGACGAUGUAUGGGAAACUUUAGGCAAGUACAGACUACUCUCCAGAGUACUACGUGGCGGGAUUUCCGGUUCGGGUGAUGUUCUUCAUCCAGCUAACGCUGUUUUCAAAAUCAAAUAUGUUUUGAUAUGUCGAUAAAUGUUUAUCCAUCAGGAACAUAAAAUCAAUUUAUACCACUGAGUAGAUAAAUAAGAACGAACCGACAAUCCAGAAAUGCCUGCUGUUGUUUAAUAU